GCGGCGGCGGCUGAGGGGCGGCGGCAGCUGCUGCCGGAGGGGCAGGGCAGGGCUCCGGGCGCUGGGCGGAGACUGCGCGUCGCUCUCCUCGCUCCCCGCCACCUGCGGCCAUUUGCCAAGGGCGGGCUCCGGCGAGACACACCUGAGCGGCCGCCGCCUGGACAGCGCCUGGGUCGCGCUCAGCACGGGCGGCUCCAUGACCAGCAGCGCCGACCGCGGAGGCGAGAUGGAGGUUGAUAAUAACAAACAGGAAGUAUUCCAGAGGAAGAAGAAUGCUGUCUUGGUGAAUGGUGUCAUUCUGAAUGGCCCGAUAACAGAUUCCAAAGCAGGAGAGAAAUUUGUUGAAGAGGCAUGUAAGAUAAUAAUGGAAGAGGUUGUACAGAAAGCUGCUGAUGUAACAGAGAAGGUUUGUGAAUGGCAGCCCCCUGAAAAACUGAAAAAACUUCUCGAUCUGGAAAUGAGGGAUACCGGAGAGCCCCAUCAGAAACUCUUGCAACUUUGCCAGGACAUUAUACGAUACAGCGUCAAAACUAAUCAUCCAAGAUUUUUCAACCAAUUGUACGCUGGUAUUGAUUAUUACUCUUUAGUGGCUCGUUUCAUUACAGAAGCAUUAAACCCAAGUGUAUAUACAUAUGAGGUGUCCCCCGUGUUUUUGUUAGUGGAAGAAGCCGUCCUGAAGAGAAUGAUUGAGUUCAUAGGUUGGAAAGAAGGUGAUGGCAUAUUUAAUCCAGGAGGCUCUGUUUCUAAUAUGUAUGCUAUGAACUUAGCUAGGUAUAAGUAUUGUCCUGAGAUAAAGGAAAAGGGGCUUUCAGGAUUGCCAAGACUGGUUCUUUUUGCAUCAGAAGAGUGUCAUUACUCCAUGAAUAAGGCAGCUUCUUUUCUGGGCAUAGGAACGCAGAAUAUUUACUUCAUCGCCACAGAUGAAAGAGGUAAGAUGAUACCUGAGGAACUGGAGAAACAAGUCCAGCGGGCCAGGAAAGAGGGGGCAGCACCGUUCCUUGUCUGUGCCACAGCUGGUACAACUGUGCUGGGAGCAUUUGAUCCUCUGGAUAAAGUAGCUGAUAUCUGUGAAAAAUAUGGCCUUUGGCUGCAUGUGGAUGCAUCUUGGGGUGGUUCAGCUUUGAUGUCAAGGAAGCAUCGCAAGCUUCUACAAGGCAUUCACAGGGCUGAUUCUGUUGCCUGGAAUCCCCAUAAAAUGCUGAUGGCAGGAAUCCAGUGCUGUGCUCUUCUGGUGAAAGACAAUUCUGACCUACUUAAGAAAUGCUAUUCUGCAAAGGCUUCCUACCUUUUCCAGCAAGACAAGUUCUAUGAUGUCAGCUAUGACACUGGAGACAAGUCUAUCCAGUGUAGCAGACGACCAGAUGCAUUUAAAUUCUGGAUGACAUGGAAGGCAUUGGGAACUGCAGGACUCGAGGAAAGAGUAAACAGAGCACUUGCCUUAGCCAGCUAUCUGGUGGGUGAAAUUAAGAAAAGAGAGGGAUUCCAGCUUCUGUUGGAGCCAGAGUAUGCAAACAUUUGCUUUUGGUACAUUCCACCAAGCUUAAGAAAAACAGAGGAAGGACCUGAGUUCUGGGAGAAGCUCCAUCAGGUUGCUCCUGUAAUUAAAGAGAGAAUGAUGAAGAAGGGCAGCAUGAUGUUAGGGUACCAACCCCACCGUGGCAAAGUCAACUUCUUUCGCCAGGUAGUGAUCAGUCCCCAGGUGAGCCGUGAAGACAUGGACUUCCUGCUGGAUGAGAUCGACUCGCUUGGCAGAGACUUGUAGCUGUAGUUUAACAGCACCAGGCACUGCUUAUAUGCAUGAUGUUUACAGAUCAAGAAUGCUUGUAGCACACUGGUAUUAUAUUUUAUAACAGGUAGUUGAAAGUUCAACAAGUAGCGGUACUUAGGAUUUUGCUGGUAGAGUUCCUCUGGACUUGAGCAUCUGAGCAUACAGUGGUCAUAACUGAGCCACUGCUUACAGCAGCUGAAUAAGGGGCACCAUCAUUCCCAUUCUGAGAAGAGUAACCUUCUGGUGAUGCUUCUGAUAAUGACCUUCUGUAGGCUAAUCGGGCAAGUAUCUGGUACGUACCGGUGGAGAGAGUGGGCCAGAUUGGCCACUGACAUAAGCAGGUAUGACAUCAUUAACUUCAGUGCAGUCAUGCCUGCUUAUGUCAGCCAUGAAUUUAGCUCAGUGAGUAUUAAAAUCAAAGCACAUCUCUAAUCCGUUAAUAUAUUAGCCUGGCAUGCGUUUAAGGGUAAAGGCCCAUCAGGUGAUUUGAACUAGUUAUGCCUGAUGUUAGGGGUCCUGUAGUUCUCUCAGUGAAAACUCCUAAACCAGUAAAUUGCCCAGCACAAAAUGGGCCCAAUCAGCAUUUGCCCACCCAUAAACUUACCAUGAUUUUAGCAGAGCUGAGAAUGUUGGAAUGGAGAUACCAUUUAAAAACUUUUUGUCAACAGGAAAUAUGUACAAUAUCUGAACUACUGUUCAUAUUUCCUUUCUUUUUGAAGGAUAAACAUUUCUUUAGCAACUUUAGAUGUGCAUAAAAAUGUUAACCAAAGCAUUAGAAAAGUAUAUUUAUCUCAAAGGGGUGUAUUUUUAUGCAGGAUAGCUACUUAUUAAGAAUUGACAUAAGAAAGCAUUGUAUUUAUUAUGGUCUCUUAAGACUUUCCGACAGAUUUAAAAAACGCUAGCGCCUGUGUGAUUAAUGUGUAAUUCUUUUUUGGCAUUAAACUUAAGCUGCUGAGUAAGUUAAAAUUUGUUUGUGAUUUUAGCAUAUGAACAUUGUUAAAAAAAUAAGUGAAACACCAAAAUUAACGUCUACUCUUUAUAGUUAUUCAUAAUUACAGUAUAUUUGGACAAAUACUUUUGAGUGAGCUAGUUUAAUUUUUCUAUCUAUAAAAUGAUUAUUUCAGUCAUAAAAAUAGAUAGAAAUCAUAAAUGCAUCGUGGUAUGGGAUGCUAGCAGUAAACUUAAGGCAGUGGCUACAUUUUUCACUUAUAAUUUGUGACACCUGUGAUGUGUUUUCUUUGUUUCAUGAUCUGUCUUUGAGGAAGCACUGACCAAUAUGAAUUUUUGUGUUCUCACGUCUGUAUUGAUGAAAGCAGUCUUUAAAUGCAGUUCUUGACGUUUUCAUUUAAUAUAUUGUGGUAGGAUCCAGUAUUGUAGAACAUUCCCAUUUUCAGUCUCCAGGACACCACUGUGGAAAGUUUAAGUAAGUCAGUAUAAGUCACACUAUCAGAGCAGUAGAUGAGAAUAAGAGCUUGACAGACCUCUGUAGAGUAUACUGAGACUGGAUAGUUUUGAGCCUUAGUACACUAUUGAUAUUACUGGGGCAUUCUUAUAAAAAUCAUUUGCAUAACAUAAUCCUUUAUUUUUGCCCUUUAAUGCUUACUGAUUCACAUAAGCAAACACUAUCUAUGGCUUCUGGGUUUACCAGCCAUCGUAACAACAUAAUUUAAAACCCUGACCCAGCCAAGGACUCCAGUACCUGCUUGAAGUUGAGCACUUGGUAGUUCAGGGCCCCAUUCCUCUGAUAGACAGCCAGGCACUCUUAACUGGUAUGUAAAGAACCUAUAGAGCACUGAGUUAUCAGAAUUGCUUUGCGACUGCUUCUUGAGAUAGAUACCCUAGAGUAACCAUACACUCUUUUGUUUUUUGUUUUUGUCUGAGUAAGAAAAGUGUCAGAACUUUCUAAUUCUGGCCCAGGUUCUGAGCUGAGAAUCUCAAUGAGUUGAAUAAAGCUAUCCCACCGUACACCAGCUGAGGAUUUGGUCCUCUGUAUUUACUACUAGUAAAUCGCGUCCCCAUGCUAUUUUGUUCCUCUUAACAUAUUGCUGCUUUCCUUUAUUUCUAGUGAUUUGAGACAGUCACAGUACACUUGUGUUUGUCUGUCUGAAAUACCACUGUUCUAAUUCUGUCAUAGUAGUAGCUGUAUAUUUAAACAAAAGCCAAAAUCAACUUUUUUUGAAUAUUUGCACAAAAUAUUUCUUAGACUUACACUUGCACUGUAUUUGGUUUCUUGAAAGAUGAAGGUUAACCUUACAGUAUGAUGGAAUUAACUUAUUUGAAUUCUGUAUUUUCUCUGUUGUCGGUUCCCUGUAACACCCAAGGUAUGUAAUAAGAAGGUCUUGCUUCGGAUUGUAAUGGCAUUUUCUUAUAGUAGCUUAUUUAGAUUUAAUAAAUGCAAAAUGUCUAUUUUUAGUCGAUAAAUUGAAUAAAAAGUAAAGUUAAUUGACACUCUUAAAAA
Pelodiscus sinensis (Chinese soft-shelled turtle) is the source of this 4226-nucleotide messenger RNA. RefSeq names its product GAD like acidic amino acid decarboxylase 1 (gene GADL1). NCBI's taxonomy places the organism in Eukaryota, Metazoa, Chordata, Testudines, Trionychidae. Gene Ontology annotation, molecular function: carboxy-lyase activity; pyridoxal phosphate binding. Gene Ontology annotation, biological process: carboxylic acid metabolic process. Gene Ontology annotation, cellular component: cytoplasm. The record is from RefSeq and is a predicted model, not a curated record.